This is a messenger RNA of Didymella exigua CBS 183.55, 1218 nucleotides long. RefSeq names its product acid protease. Gene Ontology annotation, biological process: proteolysis. Gene Ontology annotation, molecular function: aspartic-type endopeptidase activity. The transcript has 3 exons. The coding region runs from base 1 to 1218 and encodes 405 amino acids. The record is from RefSeq and is a predicted model, not a curated record. Gene Ontology annotation, cellular component: fungal-type vacuole. Lineage: Eukaryota; Fungi; Ascomycota; Dothideomycetes; Pleosporales; Didymellaceae.
AUGCAUUCAGUCUGUCUUUUGUGGGGUCUUUUCACAGUCGCAGCCCAGCGUGCCACUGCACUCACGGCUAGCGUUCCAGACGUUCAAGAAGACCUCGUCACCCUCGGUGGCAGAGUCUACAUGACCAGAGUCACUCUUGGCGAUCGAGUCUACUCUCUUGUCAUCGACACGGGAAGCUCAGAUACUUGGGCCGCGCAAGCAGGCCUGGUUUGCAAGAAUGCGGCCGGCCAGACUGUCACGACUGCAGCCUGCAGAUUCGGUCCGCUUUACAACACGACACUCUCGCAGAGCUACAAGGCGUACAAUCCUCGACAGACAUUCGCUGUCAAUUACACCAGCGGUGAGUAUCUGCAAGGCAUACUAGCAACCGAGCUACUUGGUCUCGGAGAUGUCGGCGCUGGAUAUGCUCCUCGUCAGAUUGUCAACCAGACGAUUGGCAUUGUGCAGCAAGGAUAUUGGGACGGUGAUAGUACCAGCAGUGGCUUGAUGGGCCUUGCAUAUACCCGGCUCGCCAGCGGGAGCAGUUCAAUCGGCUACGAGGCCGUCAGCUUCUCCCUCUUCGACCAAGCCUACUACCCGCCCAUCUUCUCCCUCGCACUCAACCGCACCCUAGUCUCAACCGUCACCAAAACUCAACCCUCCACAGCCCCCGGCGGCGUAAUGGCCAUCGGCGGCCUCCCCGACGUAAGCUACGACACAGCCUCGUGGGUGCAGACCAGCAUCCUGCCCGUCAGUGCAAGCGUGUACACGUAUUACAGCAUCAGAAUCGAUGGCUUCCGCAUCAUCGCGCCGACGGGGUCCACCGUGUCGCCGCAAAACUACGCCGCCAGGGGCCAAAACAUCAUCGUCGACAGCGGAACCACGCUGAUCUAUUUCCCAGACAGAGUCGCGGAUUACAUCGCCUCUCUGUUCCAGCCCGCGGCGACGUACAACGAAGACUCGAGGCUGUACAUUGUUGACUGCGCGGCGGUUGCGCCGCGCGUCGGCGUCACGGUCGCGGGCACCACGUACUUCAUCAGCUCCGAUGAUCUUAUGAACCGCGGCAGUGGGGCUGUGGGGGGUCCGGGAACGGGAGCGGGGACGGGGCAGUGUGUGCUUGCUGUGCAGAGGACGGAGGGGGGCGCUGCUGUGCUGGGGGACAGCUGGUUGAAGAACGUGCUGAUUGUUUUUGACCUGGGGGCGAACAAGGUCAGGAUUGCUCGGAGGGAGGUGUACUGA